Molecule: messenger RNA, 4406 nt
Organism: Chrysemys picta bellii (western painted turtle)
Lineage: Eukaryota; Metazoa; Chordata; Testudines; Emydidae
Source: RefSeq, a predicted model, not a curated record
AUGGAGGAGAGGCGGCUGAACCUGCCUUCGAACUGGGCCCUUCGGAGAGGCCUGCCUGGGCUGGGUAUAGCAACCUGUGACAAAGGCAAGCCCUACGUCUUCGACCGCGUCUUCCCCCCCAACACCACCCAGGAGCAGGUGUACCAUGCCUGUGCCAUGCAGAUCGUCAAGGAUGUGCUGGCUGGGUACAACGGCACCAUCUUCGCCUACGGGCAGACGUCGUCGGGGAAGACCCACACCAUGGAGGGGAAGCUGCACGACCCCCAGCUGAUGGGCAUCAUCCCGCGCAUCGCUCGCGACAUCUUCAACCACAUCUAUGCCAUGGACGAGAACCUGGAGUUCCACAUCAAGGUUUCUUACUUUGAAAUUUACCUGGACAAAAUCCGGGACCUGCUGGAUGUGACCAAGACCAACCUGUCGGUGCAUGAGGACAAGAACCGGGUACCCUACGUCAAGGGCUGCACCGAGCGCUUUGUUUCCAGCCCGGAGGAGAUCCUGGACGUGAUCGACGAGGGCAAAUCCAACCGCCACGUGGCUGUCACCAACAUGAACGAGCACAGCUCCCGCAGCCACAGUAUCUUCCUCAUCAACAUCAAGCAGGAGAACAUGGAGACGGAGCAGAAGCUGAGCGGGAAACUCUACCUGGUGGACCUGGCUGGCAGCGAGAAGGUCAGCAAGACGGGGGCCGAAGGGGCCGUGCUGGACGAGGCCAAGAACAUCAACAAGUCGCUGUCGGCCCUGGGCAACGUCAUCUCAGCCUUGGCCGAGGGGACGAAGAGCUACGUGCCCUACCGGGACAGCAAGAUGACGCGGAUCCUGCAGGACUCGCUGGGCGGGAACUGCCGCACGACCAUGUUCAUCUGCUGCUCGCCUUCCAGCUACAACGACGCCGAGACCAAGUCCACCCUCAUGUUUGGCCAACGGGCCAAGACCAUCAAGAACACAGCGUCGGUGAACCUGGAGCUGACGGCCGAGCAGUGGAAGAAGAAGUAUGAGAAGGAGAAGGAGAAGAACAAGACGCUGAAGGAGACGAUCGGGAAGCUGGAGGCUGAGCUGAGCCGCUGGAGGAACGGUGAGGCCGGGCUGGGGGACCCAGGCGUCUGGGUGGGGACGGGGGAGCUCACCCAGCCGCUGGAGGAACGGGCGCACACACUGCAGGCUUACCAAGACACACACCCCUUCCCGAACCUGCCAGCCAGUACAGGCCAGAGAGCCCCCCCGCCUGACACCUCAUGUUCCCAGGGGUGCCGCGCAGCAGCUCGGGGGGGUGCCCGUGGGGCGGGUGGCUCUGACCCUCCCCCCGUCUCCUUCCCGCCCCCCCCCACGGACGACGAGAUCAACCAGCAGAGCCAGCUGAUGGAGAAGCUCUCGCAGCAGAUGCUGGAGCAGGAGGAGCUGCUGGUGUCGACGCGCGGGGACAACGAGAAGGUGCAGCGGGAGCUGGGCCGGCUGCAGGCGGAGAACGACUCGGCCAAGGAGGAGGUGCGCGAGGUGCUGCAGGCGCUGGAAGAGCUGGCCCUCAACUACGACCAGAAGGCGCAGGAGGCGGAGGAGAAGGGGCAGGAGAACCAGCUGCUGGUGGACGAGCUGUCCCAGAAAGUGCCACAGCACGAGGCCAAGAUCCGGUCCCUGAGCGAGUACAUGCACAGCGUCGAGCUGAAGAAGCGGCACCUGGAGGAGUCGUACGACACGCUGAGCGAGGAGCUGGCCAAGCUGCAGGCCCAAGAGACCGUGCACGAGGCGUCCCGGAAGGACCAGGAGCAGGACCCGAUCCAGGAUGCCGACGAGGUCAAGAGGGCCCUGGAGCUGCAGCUGGAGGGGCACCGGGAAGCCCACCACAAGCAGCUGGCCCGGCUGCGGGACGAGAUCAACGAGAAGCAGAAGGUCAUCGACGAGCUGAAGGACCUGAACCAGAAGCUGCAGCUGGAGCUGGAGCAGCUCCGGGCCGACUACGAGAAACUCAAGAACGAGGAGCAGGAGAAAACCAUCAAACUGCAGGAGCUGACAUUUCUGUACGAGCGCCACGAGCAGUCGAAGCAGGAUCUCAAGGGGCUGGAAGAGACUGUCGCCCGGGAACUCCAGACCCUCCACAACCUGCGCAAGCUUUUUGUUCAAGACGUCACGACUCGAGUCAAGAAAAGCGCAGAGAUGGAACCCGAGGACAGUGGGGGGGCCCAUUCUCAGAAGCAGAAGAUUUCCUUUCUUGAGAACAACCUGGAGCAGCUUACAAAGGUUCACAAACAGCUGGAUCUCUGGGUCUCCAAGCUGGUUCGUGACAAUGCAGAUCUGCGCUGUGAGCUUCCAAAGCUGGAGAAGCGGCUUCGGGCUACGGCUGAGAGAGUUAAGGCCCUGGAGGGUGCACUGAGGGAGGCCAAGGAGGGGGCCAUGAAGGACAAGCGGCGCUACCAGCAGGAGGUGGACCGCAUCAAGGAGGCCGUGCGCUACAAGAACUCCAGCAAGCGCGCCCACUCGGCGCAGAUCGCCAAGCCGGUGCGGCCGGGGCACUACCCGGCCUCGCCCACCAACCCCUACGGCGCCCGCAACGCCGACUGCGUCAGCUACACCAACAGCCUCUUCCAGAACUACCAGGCAGCCUACGGGCAGGGCUCCGCCCCAGACGCCUAUUUUGCCAACUCCUCGUCCAGCAGCGGCACGGGCUCCUCCAGCGGCCCCCUGGCGCCUUACCAGAAGCUGAGCGUGGAUAACGGGAACGCCACAGACAUCAACGAUAACAGAAGUGAGCUGCCCUGCAGCUGCCAGGCUGACGAACAAGCUAAGCUGUUCCCCCUCCACCAGGAGACAGCAGCCAGCUAAUAGCGCAGAUGUUUCUAACCGGGCUGGAGGCCUCUGUUCAGCAUGCUGCUCUCUGACUUCCCGGGGCCUCUCUACUAACCCCCGUCUGUCCGUCCGCGCGUCUGCCUGUCCUGCUCUCUCGUCUCCUGUGUCGUUCCCCAGCUGCUGCGCUCGCUGUCUCGCGCUCUCUCUGUCCUUGCAAGCUCCUUGAGGUCACAGCUUGCCCGUCGGGUCCGGGCCCGGCCUGCCUGGGGCUGGCGCUCGGGCCCGGCCCGACCCACCUUGAUUUUAAAAUGCCUUAAGCAGCCGUCACGAGGAAUGUCCGGCAUCGAACCCAGGCCAAGCCCCUCUGCACCCCGCGGAGAGGGGGGUAUUAGCCAUUUCACCCCACACCCCCUCAUCCGCCUCCCAGCCCUGGGCUCCCAGAGCCCGUGGCAUCCCCCAGGCGCUGCCCUUCCCCCUGCUAGAUCGGAACCUGCUAAGGCGGAGGUGUCCCCGGCCGGGGGCGCCCUAUGUGUAACCAGCAGCAGGGCCGCCUUGCCAGGCCCUGGGAGCCUGCUUCUCAUCUCAAGGGGGGAGCGGCCCCCUGGUUCCCAGCCUGCCGUCCCACUGGGGUGGAAGGGGCCCUGCAGCGCAGGCAGGUCAGUGCCUCGGGCUCUCCCCUCUGUCCCCCCCAAGCUCCCCCAGCUGCCAGCACUGCCCCAGCCCUGCCUGGCAUCUGGACUUGGGGCUGCAGCGGCUGCCGAGUGGCCGUCUGUCCCUUCCACCCAUAGCCAUGCUGGGGAGACAGCUGCUCGCCCCAGGCUGAGUGCCCGCCUUGCCCAGCGUCAGACUAACCCCUGGAGAGCCCGUGACCGCAGCACAACCAGUGGACGGUCGGCUCAGCAGAGAUGCUGGGGAGCUCCAGCUCUCGUGCCCAGAGGGGGGUUGCUCCUGGGCAGGGCAGAGGUACCUGUGCUGGCGCUCGGGGCUGCACUCUGCAUCCUGCCCCCAGGAUGAGUCCCACCCCCAUGGCGCUGUCUGAGCUGGGCCCCUUCCUGCUCCUGGAACCUGCCUACUCCUUAGCCUCGCUCCCCAGGCUACUGAUCCCGGGGGUGUGUGUGCCCUGAUCGUCUCCUCUGGGUGCCUUCCAGCUCAAGGUGGGCUCCCCUCAGAGCUAGCAGGUAGGGGGGUUUUGGGGGCAGAGGCGCUGUGCUAGAAAAUAGGGGGACACUGCCACGGUUGUGAAAUCUGCCUGGGGGCUUUGCCCCUCCCCCCCAAUGCCCAUUAAACAGCUUAGCCUAUGGGGGCCGGGCAUCCUGCACGCCGCUGUUCUGGACAAACCGAAGCUGCUAAACCCACCUCGGUGUCUUUUUUUUCCUGGGCCGGCGGGCGGCCGCCUCUAGCUUGCGUGUGUGUGUGUCCCCUCUUCUCCCCUCGCCACGGCCACUACGCCCAGAGCAGAGCAGGCCGGGGGGACCCUCGGCCCAACGUCGGGGUCACUCUGCCCCGCUCCUGCAAGGUGGGAACACGCAGGCCCCGCCCACUCCCCCUCUGCUCACAUCACACCAAAAUGUUGCAUGUUGGAGUAAAAAGUGUUUAUUUAAGAAAAUCAAUAAAGAGAUGAGAAUGAG